Molecule: messenger RNA, 1850 nt
Organism: Photinus pyralis (common eastern firefly)
Lineage: Eukaryota; Metazoa; Arthropoda; Insecta; Coleoptera; Lampyridae
Gene: Pen
Product: importin subunit alpha-1
Exons: 7
Coding region: 146-1708 (520 amino acids)
Biological process (GO): NLS-bearing protein import into nucleus
Cellular component (GO): nucleus; cytoplasm
Molecular function (GO): protein binding; nuclear import signal receptor activity
Source: RefSeq, a predicted model, not a curated record
AAGACUAUUGGUGUGCUUAAAUUAGAAUUCAUCUUGUUUGUGACAGAAGUUUUAACGGUUCUUUAUUUCCGCUGUUAAUUUUCGUUGCUUCAAGUUACGUUUCGAGUUUCGUGUUAAGUUUUUGCAAUUUUAAAAUAAUCGGAAAAUGGCAGAUGCAGAGAGUAGAAUUCGUUCCUUCAAAAAUAAGGGGAAGGACACUGAGGAAAUGCGUCGCAGACGUAUCGGUCAAACCAUCGAAUUGAGGAAAGCGAGAAAAGAUGACCAACUACUCAAACGACGAAAUAUUUCUGAUAAAGAAGAAGCCACAUCGCCACUACACGAUAGCAACUUACCAUCACCGGUUGCCAUGACAUCUGAUGAAAUUUUGUUCGGAUUAAUGAGUCCCGAUGAAGAAAUACAGUUUAAAGCUACCCAGGCAUGUCGCAAAGCAUUAAGUCGUGAGAAGAAUCCACCCAUUGAUCACAUGAUACGAUCUGGAGUGGUUCCUAAAUUUGUCGAAUUCUUAUCACACUUCCAUAAUCCGCUACUUCAGUUUGAGGCGUGCUGGGCACUUACGAACAUAGCAUCCGGAACAUCAGAGCAAACGGAGGCUGUCGUUCAGGAGGGCGCCAUUCCAAAAUUGCAAGCGUUACUCGCGUCACCCCGUAGCGAUGUCGCCGAGCAAGCUGUUUGGGCGCUGGGUAAUAUCGCAGGUGACGGGCCUCAGAAACGUGAUUUGGUACUUGAUAGCGGGAUUAUGAUCGAUUUAUUGAAGUUGGUGCAACCCGACACAUCGGUCACUUUGAUGCGUAACAUUGUGUGGGCCAUCUCAAAUUUGUGUCGAAAUAAAAACCCACCUCCCGAUUUUGAACAUGUGAGACCCGCCCUGCCGCUUUUAGCAAAACUCCUCCAUUACAACGAUCGAGAUGUCUUGGCCGACACAUGUUGGGCUUUGAGCUACUUAACCGAUGGCAGUAACGAUAAAAUUCAAACAGUACUCGAAACAGGGUUAGUCGUUCGAUUGGUCGAACUCCUAUCGAAUGUAGAAAUUAAUGUGCUAACGCCCGCAUUGAGAGCGGUUGGUAACAUUGUGACCGGUAACGACAAUCAAACCGAUGCUGUACUAAACGCGGGCGUUCUGAGCGUUUUGGGUCGUUUAUUGGAACAUCCUCGUCUGAACAUUGUUAAAGAAGCCGCGUGGACGGUCUCGAAUAUUACCGCAGGAAAUUCUGAUCAAAUUCAAAAAGUUCUUGAUGCCGAUAUCAUGCGUCCGUUAUUGGUUGUGUUGCAAACUGGCGAUUUCAAAUCUCAAAAGGAAGCGGCAUGGGCAGUUACAAAUUACACGAGCGGCGGCAGUAUUGCACAGCUUGGGAAAUUAGUAGAGAUGGGUGUUCUUAAGCCCAUGUGUAAUUUAUUAAAUUCGAAAGAUUGGAAGACUGUCGUCGUUGCGUUAGAUGGAUUGACAAACAUUCUUAAUGCCGCCAAUAAGCUUGGGGAGGUAGAAAAGGUUGCAAUUAUGAUUGAAGAAUGUGGCGGUUUGGAUUUAAUGGAGGCGUUGCAAGCACACGAAAAUGAGCAGGUGUAUGAAAAGGCCCUAUCCAUUAUUGAGAAUUACUUUACGAUGACUCAAGUUGAUAAUAUGCCCGAGGUUGGUGUCGAUGCAGAAGGACACCUGUUGUUCAAUCCGGAUACUUCUUCCAACGUUCCAAAUGGUGGAUUUAGUUUUUAGGCUUUGUAUUUAUGUUAAGGCUGCCAUAACUUCCAAAAUGGAGAACAGUAAUUUUAGUUCCUUUUACAUUUAACUGUUUUAAUUUGUAAUUACGCCUAUUUCUAAUGUCAUUUUUUUACGUUUAAUACAAAUUUGAUAAUUA